Euleptes europaea (tarantolino) is the source of this 946-nucleotide messenger RNA. RefSeq names its product methyltransferase 6, tRNA N3-cytidine (gene METTL6). The record is from RefSeq and is a predicted model, not a curated record. Lineage: Eukaryota; Metazoa; Chordata; Lepidosauria; Squamata; Sphaerodactylidae. The coding region runs from base 1 to 894 and encodes 297 amino acids. The transcript has 5 exons.
AUGAAUGAAUCUAUGUCUUUGGAAGACGACUCAUCUGUUGCUCAGCUUGAUGGAGCAAUCCCAACUUACAGUACUGUAGCUUCGCAGCUGACUGGGCACAAGGCAAGAACACUUAGCCCCAAAGAAGCUGAAAAGCUGGCAAAAGAACAGGUCUUAGUCUCUGACUUCAAACAACAGAAGCUAGAAGAAGAAGCUCAAAAGAACUGGGAUCUGUUUUACAAAAGGAACAGUACCAACUUUUUCAAGGACAGGCACUGGACAACGAGAGAAUUUGAAGAAUUAAAAGGCUGCCGUGAAUUUGACUUUCAGAAACUGACAAUUCUUGAAGCAGGCUGCGGUGUUGGUAACUGUUUGUUUCCACUUCUAGAAGAGGAUUCAAAUAUCUUUGCUUAUGCAUGUGAUUUCUCCCCUCGAGCUGUGGAAUAUGUAAAGCAAAACCCUUUGUACAAUACCCAGAGGUGCAAAGCGUUCCAGUGCGACCUUACCAAAGACGACCUUCUGGAAAACAUUCCACCCGAUUCUGUGGAUGUUGUGAUGUUAAUAUUUGUCCUUUCUGCUGUUCAUCCUGAGAAGAUGCACUUCGUUUUGAGCAACAUUUACAAGGUGUUAAAGCCAGGCAAGUGUGUGCUGUUCAGAGACUACGGCCUCUAUGAUCAUGCAAUGCUGAGGUUUAAGUCUGCAAACAAACUCGGAGAAAACUUCUAUGUCAGACAAGAUGGAACAAGAUCGUAUUUUUUCACAGACAAGUUUUUGGCUCGGCUCUUCCUGUCUGUGGGAUACGAGGAAGUGAUCAAUGAAUAUGUGCUGCGAGAAACUGUGAACAAGAAGGAAGGUGUGUGUGUGCCAAGGGUAUUUCUCCAAAGCAAGUUCCGAAAGCCUCAAAGGGAAACCUGAGUUUUCUUUCCAACAGCCCAGCAAAUGCAAAUGUUCCGUAGGAGCGGCUUUC